This is a messenger RNA of Brassica oleracea var. oleracea, 1159 nucleotides long. RefSeq lists its product as uncharacterized. Gene Ontology annotation, molecular function: DNA-binding transcription factor activity. Lineage: Eukaryota; Viridiplantae; Streptophyta; Magnoliopsida; Brassicales; Brassicaceae. Bases 8 to 1159 code for a protein of 383 amino acids. The record is from RefSeq and is a predicted model, not a curated record. The transcript has a single exon.
ACAAGUUAUGUCUUCUUCAAGCUCUUCCGUGGUCCAAGUUGUGUCUUCUGCCAGCUCUCCCGCCCCCCAACCUGAGAAAUGCAAUGACGUUACCGUGGCUGUAGAGGAGUCCAUUGAGAAGGCAACGGAGAACCAAGCUGUGUCUUCUGCCGGCUCUUCCGCGGCGCCCCAGCCAGAAAAAUCCAAUGACGUUACCGUGGCCGUGGAGGAGGCCAAGGAGAUGGCAGCAGAGAACCAAGUUGUGUCUUCUGCAGGCUCUUCCGCCGCGCCGCCCCAACCCAAUGACAUUAUCGUGGCUGUGGAGGGGGACAAGGAGAUGGCAACGGAGAACCAAAUUGUGCCUUAUACAGGCUCUCCCGCGCCCCAGCCUGAGCAAUGCACUGACAUUGUUAUCGUGGCAACGGAGAACAACGAUCCGGGGAGUGAAAACCCAAGUCUCAUCGGAUCUGGUGCUGUCCCACCAGGAAGCCAGAUCCUGCAGCUUUACCCACCAAGAUCUAAUAAGAUCUUCACUUGUCCCACUUGCAAAAAAGGGUUCCCAUCAAGUCAAGCCCUAGGCGGUCACCAGAACGCGCACAAGCAGGAGCGAGAGUGGGAAAGGAAGAGGAAGAAUAUGGAACAAGAGUACCCCGGAUUCGCCUUUUUGAACCCUAAUAUAGACAAUCCUCUUAUGUUUUUCUUAGGUGGCUACUCGGAAGAUGCUUUAACACACGAGAAUCAUCUUGGGAUCCCUCUUGACGAUGCUUUCAAACGCAGAUUUGCCCGUAAUCACCCAUCCGUCAACAACGGAUUCUCGGACAUGAACAUUACCGCGGUUCCUCGCGUGGCUCCUACUGGCUUCUUCGCAGGGAACACUUCCACCACCAACGGUUCUUCUUCAGGAGGACUUGGGCCUAGACCCCCUUACAACAGCUAUCCCCCGAUGCUCCCUAGGAACUUUCCUCCUUUCCCUCCUCCUCAGACCAACAAUCUUCCUAGAGGUUUGUAUCCACAACAAGAGAAUGUAUUGAACGAGGUGAAUUUCAUCUCAGAGAUAGGAAAGGGUAAAAAUAUUAUGGAGAUUGAUGAUAAUGAUGAUGAUGCUGAUGCUGGUGCUGGUGCUGAUGAUGGGCCUAUAGAAGGGACAUCCAAGAGCUGGGGGGCUGAUUUAUCUCUUUGA